This is a messenger RNA of Drosophila nasuta, 701 nucleotides long. RefSeq names its product signal recognition particle 19 (gene Srp19). Gene Ontology annotation, molecular function: 7S RNA binding. NCBI's taxonomy places the organism in Eukaryota, Metazoa, Arthropoda, Insecta, Diptera, Drosophilidae. Gene Ontology annotation, biological process: SRP-dependent cotranslational protein targeting to membrane, signal sequence recognition; SRP-dependent cotranslational protein targeting to membrane. The coding region runs from base 123 to 617 and encodes 164 amino acids. Gene Ontology annotation, cellular component: signal recognition particle, endoplasmic reticulum targeting. The record is from RefSeq and is a predicted model, not a curated record. The transcript is spliced from 2 exons.
AAAAUCGCACUUUCGGUCACACUGUUCAUCCAGGUGCUUGCGUGGAGAAUAAAAACAAAAAUUAAUAAAUCCUUCCAAUUUGACCGGAUUUGCAUUCAUUCUGUGUGGAAAACAGUGCAAUAAUGGCGGCAGCAGGACCAGUGCGUACUAAUUGGCAUCCCAACAUGAAACACAGCGAAGUGGAGCGUUGGAUUUGCAUUUACCCUGCAUACAUCAAUGCCAAGAAAACCCGUCAGGAAGGUCGUCGUCUGCCCAAAGAGAACUGUGUGGACAAUCCCACCUACGUUGAGAUACGUGAUGUACUCUCCGUAGCCAACUUGCAUUUUGUGGUCGAAAACAAACAGUACUGCCGCGAAAAGAGUCGAGAAGUCCAAUUUCGUGGCCGCGUGCGCGUGCAAUUGCGGAAUGCUGAUGGUACCCUGUGCAACAACGAAUUUGCCACCCGUGAGUCCAUCAUGAAGCAUGUGGCAAGCAAAAUACCUCAGCUGAAGACGCGCCAAAACAAGCCCAACGAACCUCAGCCACAGCCACAAUCGAGUGGUGCAGCAGCUGGUUCGUCUGGUGGAGGCGGCGGCGGUGGAGGUGGUGGCAAGAAGGGCAAGGGAAAACGUCGAUGAAUUGGCGGCAACAGUUUUCAUUUAGUUGAUUUUUUGUAAUAAAUUUUAUACCUUGAGCGGUAGUACAAGAUGUUAAUGAAUGAA